Molecule: messenger RNA, 3546 nt
Organism: Nyctereutes procyonoides (raccoon dog)
Lineage: Eukaryota; Metazoa; Chordata; Mammalia; Carnivora; Canidae
Gene: TMEM220
Product: transmembrane protein 220
Exons: 6
Coding region: 60-563 (167 amino acids)
Source: RefSeq, a predicted model, not a curated record
CGUCCUGCCCCGUGCAGAGCCCAGCCCUGCGGUCGCCGGGUCCCGAGCCGCCGGCAGCCAUGGCUCCUGCGGCGGGGCGCUGGGCCCCCGGCCUGUGGCGGGCCUGCAACUGGCUCAUGGCCGCCUUCUUCGCGCUGGCGGCCUUGGUGCAGGUGAACGACCCAGAUGCAGAACUGUGGAUGGUGGUGUACAUGAUACCUGCGGCGCUGAGCCUGCUUGUUGGACUUAACCCUCUUGUCACGGGCAACUUUAUCUGGAAGAGUGUCUCCACAAUACACAUACUCGUUUGUAUCGUGUGGGCUGUCAGCUUGGCGUGCCACCUCUGGCUUCACUCCCAACAGAACAUCUUACAUGAGGAAGAAGGCAGGGAGCUGUUUGGUCUGGUGAUUAUCACAGUAUGGAUGAGUCUAUGUCACAGUUCAUCAAAGAAUCCAGCUGGUGGAAGAAUUCAGUUGGCUACUGCCGUUGUAAUCACUCUCCUCCCAUUUAUCUCUUGGAUCUACAUAUACAUCAACAAGGAGAUGCGGUCCUCCUGGCCGACUCACUGCAAAACAGUAAUUUAAAUGAAGUCAAGAAUCCUGUUCUUAAAAUGAGUAUUGUUGAUCAAUUGUUUAUAAACAUAUGUAACCAGCCAAUAUAUGUAAGAAGCCAAUUUCCUAGGAGUUUAUUUCAGGUAAUUUGAGCUAAUAUUAGAGAUGAUUUUUUAAAAAAUUCUAAGAACUUUCUGAGGAUGCCUACAAUACAGCAUAGGAUUGCAGGGGACUGGUAAGAGAUAGGGGUCUGACAUUAUGUUGUGUCACCAUGUAGUAGAAAAGGCAGCAGAACAAAAGUUCAGAAAUAGGAAUUCUAACUCAGCUUACCACUAUCUAUCUAUAUGACUUGGGCAAACAUAUGAACCUCCUGGUGGAUAUCUUCAUCUGCAAAAUAGGAUUAAUGCCAGAUCUCCUACUCACUUGUGCAGUAGUUGCAAGGAUUAAACUGGAGAAUAGGAGAGCACUCCAAAAGUACCAAGUGCUCCUAAGGGAUUACACGUGAUUAAAACAGGAAAGCAGGGUUUGAGUGCUGUGAUGGAAACAGAGGUUCAAGAAAGGGCUGUGCCCCUGGACUGAACUCCCUGUAUGCAGGACCGGUGCAGUGCCAUGAACGAAACGAAGAUGCCAAAUGAAUGAGCAUGUAGCAUAAAGGAAUUUGGGAUCAAAAGGAAAGAGGGAAUAUUAACCACAUUGUAAAUGAAAAAGAAGACUAAGAUCUAUACACAUUAAAAAAAAAAAUGUCAAAGAUAGCCCUGGGGAGAAGACCAUUUUAGAGCUGUGCUCUCCAAUGUGACAACCUGCAUUACCAUAACCGUGAUGCAUAUACACACACACACACACACACACACACACACACACACACAACAUGGUAACGUCACCACGGUGCAUACGCACAUGCACAGACAUGAGAACAUCACUGUGGUGCAUACAUCCGUGACAUGGUAGCAUAACAUGGUAACAAAACCAUAACGUGUUGCACUGAGUACUUGAAAUGUGGCCAGAAUGGGGCAGUAAAAUUCUACUUUGUUCAUUUUAAUUUUAAAACCUAAUUCAAUUAUGAGAAAACUUGUAAAAGUGUUUUGGAACAACUUGUGUAUGUGACCCUACUUCUUUAACCUCAAGUUUUAUAUCUAAAUAUAGAUGAAGUAUUUCCAGUGAAAAUAUUUGUCAUGUCCAAUGGAUGGGUUAUAAAGUAUAAAAUACAUACUGGAUUUUAAAGACAGUACAAAAAAUGUAAAAUGUUCUUAUAUUGAUUACAUGUUGAAAUGAUGUUUUAGAUAUAUUUGAGUUAAUAUAAACUAUAUCAAUUAAAGUUGUUAGGGUUAUCUGUUUGCAUUUACUUUGUAAAAUGUGACUGCUUUUAAAUUACUUCUGUGGCUCACAUUGUAUUUUUGUUGGAUGGCAAAUUUUUUAUACAAGCUAUCUUUAAACUUUGGAGUCCAAAUCUCAUUUUAUGAGAUUGAGGAAAUAUUUCACUCAAAAAAUAUUUCUACUCUCUAUCAAAAGAGUGGAAAUAAGUCUGGCCAAGUGUCUAUUUUUACACCCUUUAAUACAAUAUUAACUAUUCAAUAGAUAUUUGUUAAAGAAGGUAUGUAUGGUUUUUUGUUUUACACAAUGGCCACUGGACAGGCAAAAUUCUCUAUUAAGAUUUAGAUGAGGGAAAAGGAAGAAAAAAAUCUAGUCAAUAUUAAAGCAAAUAAUGUGAAAUUUAUUUUAAGGGCCAAUAAGAUACAUAUGAAGGCUUUCAGUGUUCCAGUGAACAUUUAGCUUAUGUGAUACUUACGGUUUUUACAUCUCUUUUAAUGUAACUACUAAAAUCACACGUGAAAAAAAUGGAUUCCUUUGCAAAUUCUAUAUAGGAUCUAUGUAACCUCCAGGUAAUGCCUGACUCUACUUAAAAGACGGUAAUAUUCCAAUAUUUUUAAAAAGUGGUGUUCCAAAUAUACUUUCAUCCUAUCUGCACCUCCGGUAUCACUACGAAUUCCAAGAUUAUAGGGAGUUCCUUUUGUAUCUUGAUAAGCAUGGAAAAAUUUGGAAGAGCACUGCCUCCUGAGAGGAGUCCUUCUUACUGAGAUUGUUGUAAACUCUAUUUCUCAAGUGAAUUUCAGUGAACUCCAGGUCUUUAGUACCCAAGCCUCUUGCCUUCCCACUCGCCUUUUUCCUUCCCUCUGGCACUGGUCUCCAUCAGCCUCUCAGGGACAUGGAUCCAAUCACAGUCUCCCCAGUGGAAACGGGGGGCUCCCUGUGGUCUGACAAGCCCAGUUCCAACUGUGGGCUCACCAUUCAAGGCUCUUCACGACAUGGCCCUGUUAGCUUCCCGUGCCAUGUCUUGCCAUGAUCCUAGGCACCUUUUGGUCAAUCUUCACAGCGUCCCUCAUCACUCCUACAGUCUGCAUGCCCUCUGACCUCAGCUGAGUCUACUUUGCCUACCUGUCACAACCAUCUUCCUCCUCUUUCAUGUCAUUUCUGAUCCCGUUAAACAAAAUUGAACUCCCCCUGGCCCCCACACACCCAGGCCCUUCUGCACACGUCUGCAUCUGUGGGUGGUAAGGUCAGUGAAUGCAGGAAGCACACUAGUUACCUCUCUGGUGGGGGGACUCACAGCUCUCAAGGAUAUGCAGGUCCUGGUCCCCAGAACCUGGGACCAUCACCUUGCAUCACAAACCAGGCUUUGCAGAGACGAUCAAGGUGCAGAUCUUGAGAUGGGGAGAGAAUCCUGGAUCCUCCAGAGGAUGCCUGGAGAUAAUCACAAUUGUCCUGACAAGAGGCAGGCAGGCAGAGGGAGGUCUGAAGAGGCUAUGAUGUGGGCUCUGAGGAUGGAGGGAUGGGCCAGGAGCCAGGAAUAGAUUGCAGGAAGUGGGCUCUAGAAGCUGGGAAAGCCAAGGAAGCAGAUUCCGCUGCAUGGAGUCCCUGGUGGCAGGAAGGCAGGCCUGUCAAUACCUUGAACUCAGCCCAAGGCAAAUGGCUCAGGCUCCUGGCCUCUAGAACUGUAAGAGCACAGACGUGCUGCUGG